UAAAAUGACUAUAUUCACCAAAUGGAAGGUCCUGCAUGUUCUGAACUGACCUCAGACUGACGUUAACUUCACAACCGGGUUGUUCCGAUGUUGAUGCACAACGUGUCGCUGCUGCACAAUAAUUCGCGCAGUUCUGCCAUCGAGGAGAAAAAAAGAGCGAUUCUCCGCUGUGGAGGGCUGUCUUAGUAAAAGGGUUGGAUUUCCACGGAUCUCGUUUACAGAAGCUCUUCCUCUCUCGGAUGAUUUAGUAUAUUACGAUUAUUAAUGUUAGUUCUGUAUGUUACAAACCUGGCGUUGGGGUAAUUUAUUCAUGCUUGAAACACCCUAUCAUUAAAGCCAAUUAUAUUACCUGCUACAAUGUCACCGCUGUUUGUGGACAUUGGAACGAGGUACGUGUCGGUUUCUUUUGUUUUCUAUGCGAUGUGGACCGUGGCGUUGGCCGUGACUCGAUAUUCCAUACCUGAAGAAAUGGAAAGAGGAUCGGUUGUUGCAAAUUUGGCGACUGAUUUGGGACUGAAUGUGGAGGUUUUGGCUCAACGCGAGGUUAAGCUCGAUAUUAUACACAGCAAGAAAUAUCUAGAGGUCAACACGGAGACCGGAGAACUGUAUAUUGUAGAGAGAAUAGACAGAGAAUUUCUGUGUCCAGCGAAAACUACGACGACUUGUAUCUUAAAAUUAGAUGUAAUAAUUAAAAACCCAUUACGCAUUUUUAACGUUGAACUGGAAAUAACAGACAUCAACGAUAAUGUGCCGCAGUUUCGGAGAGACAGGAUAGAACUGGAUAUUUCAGAGUCCGCGUCACCGGGAGAGAGAUUCUCCCUCACGAAUGCGGUGGAUCCAGAUGUCGGAUCAAAUUCGAUCAAAAGCUACCAUCUAAGUGAAAGCAGAAAUUUCAACCUGGAUAUUCAGACGGGGAGUGAUGGGUCGAAGUAUGCGAACCUGGUUUUGAAAAAGGCUUUGGACCGAGAGGAAGAGGCUGUACAUAACCUGAUACUCACUGCUGUAGACGGCGGAGUCCCCGCGCGCUCCGGCACCGCCAGCAUCAUUGUUCGCGUGCUGGAUGUGAACGACAACGCCCCUCAGUUUGAGCAGCACGUUUACUCUGUUAAUGUCUCCGAGAACUCACCGAUCGGAACUCCCGUAUUAAAACUGAAUGCCAGCGAUUUAGACGAGGGUCCAAACGCAGACAUUGUCUAUUCUUUCACACUUUACACCUCUGAAAAAAUUCAAGACAUGUUCUCGCUAAAUGCGAAUACAGGCGAGAUAAAAGUGAAAAGCGUUAUUGAUUAUGAGGAGAUCAAAACACUGGAGAUGCACAUUCAGGCUCAUGAUAAAGGAACUAUGAUCCAGCUUUCAGGACAGUGUACAGUAAUGGUGUUUGUUACUGAUGUGAAUGACAACCAUCCUUCUAUCACGAUUACAUCACUUAAAAACACGGUGAAAGAGAAUGUUCCAGUAGGUACAGUAAUAGCCCACAUUGCAAUACGUGACAGGGACUCGGGUAACAAUGGUGUAAUUGACAUUAAUAUAGAGGAGCAGUUGCCCUUUGCGUUGAACAAAUCGUCAGAUAACGAAUUUGCACUAAUUAUUUCAGAACCACUGGACCGUGAAAAAGUUUCAGAAUAUGAUAUUACUUUUAUAGUCACUGACAGAGGUAUACCUCCAUUGUCGGAUAACGAAACAAUUACACUGGAGCUCCUGGACAUUAAUGACAAUGCGCCACAGUUUCCGAAAUCGUUCUGCACUAUUCCUGUGUUGGAAAACAAUGCACCAGGUUCGUUGCUCAGUUCGUUAUCUGCGUUUGAUCCAGACCUCCAUGAAAACCAGUAUCUGGUUUAUUUCAUCAUAGAAAAGGAAAUAGUCAACACGUCCAUGUCUAUGCUGUUCUCUAUUAAUCCCGAAAAUGGUGAUCUUUACGCACUGAAAACCUUUGACUACGAGAGAGAAAAGGAGUUUCUGUUUCACAUCGAGGCCAGAGAUUCUGGUGUUCCUCCACUCAGCAGUAACGUGACUGUCCACAUCAUUAUCAUGGAUCAGAACGACAACACUCCUGUCAUAGUCUCUCCAUGGCGCUCGCACGGAUCUGUGGUUGAGGAAGUGAUUCCUCGAUCUAUUGAUAAAGGACACCUGGUGGCCAAAGUGAUCGCCAUUGAUGGAGACUCUGUGCACAAUUCUCGGAUUUCAUACCAGUUCCUGCAAGUCACAGACGCCACACUAUUCAGUCUGGACCAAUAUAAUGGAGAGAUCCGCACAAUGAGAAUGUUCAGUUACAGAGAUGCUCGUCACCAGCGCAUGGUCGUCAUGGCUAAAGACAAUGGAGAUCCUGCUCUCUCUGCCACAGUUACCAUCAAGAUAUCAACAGUGGAACAAGCUAUCAAACCUUAUUCUGAUACAAUGGAGGUUCCUCUGGAAUAUGACAUCUUCUCUGACUUAAACCUUUAUCUGGUGAUUGGUUUGGGCUCUGUGUCAUUUCUAUUAUUAAUCACCAUUUUGGUGACUAUUGUACUGAAGUGUCAGAAACCAAAGCCCAUCAACGCAGCUCCUCCAUGUAGGAACAGCGUCAUCAGCCAGAGAAACUCUACUAUAGGAGAUUCCACACUGAUCUCCAGCGAUGCCUACUGGUACAGUUUAUUUCUAGCGGAGACGAGGAAAGGGAAGGUGGUGGUUAGACAGCCUGUACCGAAGGCCGGAUACAUAAUUUCCAGUAUACCACGGAGCACAGGCCUGACUGAGACCAGUGAAUCAGCUGCUUCCACACUUCAGGUAAGACCGACCAAUUCCUUAAUGCCUGUUUGUUUGUUAAAUUGAUCUGUACUGCAGCUCAGCAGUUGUCACUUUA
Messenger RNA from Scleropages formosus (Asian bonytongue), 2839 nucleotides. Its product is annotated as protocadherin alpha-C2-like. Bases 358 to 2808 code for a protein of 816 amino acids. Gene Ontology annotation, cellular component: plasma membrane. Gene Ontology annotation, biological process: homophilic cell-cell adhesion. Lineage: Eukaryota; Metazoa; Chordata; Actinopteri; Osteoglossiformes; Osteoglossidae. The transcript has a single exon. Gene Ontology annotation, molecular function: calcium ion binding. The record is from RefSeq and is a predicted model, not a curated record.